AACAAUGCUUCAGUGUUAGAAAAAAAAGUAGAGAGUGAGAAAAAGUACAUAGUGUGCAAUAGAGAAAAAUUAUUUAAUAAAAGCAAAUAAUUUUAAGAGUGAUGAAGAGAUAAUAUUGUAAAGAAUAUUGGGAUUAUCUAGUCAAAAAAAAACGAAUCAUUCAACGAAAAGAAGUACAGUUUGGUUCGUUACAUGGAAAACCGAAUAAUAAAGUAAAAGAGAGGUUAGAGACUAGCGAAUUCCCAGAAAAGAAAAGGUUAUAGCGAUAAUAACUGUAGAAACGUAAAUAAUAGAAAGUCUUUUCAAUUGGAAACAUACAUAACUCAAUGCUAACAAAACAUUGUUAGUGAGGUUAUUUAGAAGAUCGAAUAUAACGUUAUUAAAUUGCAUGUAAACAAAAAUUACUGGACAGUAUUCUUCUUCAUCAAUUGCUACAAAUAACGUGUGCGUAAAAAUUCCUCAACUCUAUUUUGUCUUUUGUGUUUACAUAUCGAAAAUGAGUGUUUUCAGUGAUGAAACAGCAAAACAAACUAAAACUUAGGAUUAAAUUAAUAGUGAAAUAUAUUAUCUACAGUGCAUCUAUUAGUUAAGAGGUGUCGUGCAAUUAAAAUAUUUACAAUAAUCAAAUUAGAUUAAUAAUAAUUACGUAAUUAAAUAUAAAAUUGUUAUAUUAGUGCUGAGUAGUUAAUUACUGAUUAAUCAUUUUCAAAAUAAUCAUUGAUUAAUUUAGUAAUGGAUUUGAAGUUUUUGGAAGCAAAUUUAAGAAUGAUUAAACGUAUUAAUCAAUAAAUGGAUUACAUGAUUAUUUAGAAUCACGUGCAAGAGAAAUUUCAAAAUUUCUGCUAAGACUAUAAUGUAUCCUUGGUACAGGGAAAGCGUUGCAGCAGCUGCUGCUGCCGGUCUUGGAGGCCCUGUUGGUGUUGUUGGUUCAGGAUUUUGUUCUACAGCUCCUGGACAAGGUGCUACGACUAUUAAAACAGAGAGUGGAUAUUCUGACUGCAUGCUUGCUCUCGAUUACGUCCAGAGUAAGUAUCCGUCAAAUUUAUACUUCCAGAAAGCCUCCUUCGCGUGGUCAGAAGGGCCAGAAGACGGAGGAGGUGGUGGAGGAGGCGGAGGAGGUGUCGGAAAUACUCAAACUGCAACAGGAAAUGGGACAACUGGUACAGGAACAGCUACCCCUGGAACUGGUGGAAAUAGUGGACUGGCCCAUUGGGUCAGUGUUAUGGCAGAACAUAUUCACAAUCCUCAUUCAGCGACUGGUGUUGGUGCAGUACAUCAUCAACAACAAUCACCUCCCCAACCACCAUAUCCAUGGAAUAAUGGACUCUCCAGUGAUCAAUGCAAUCCCCACGAAAAGGAUGCUGACUAUUGGGGCACUGGACGUGGUACAAAACAGGGAUAUGAGCAUUUUUUGUUGCAGGCCAAGAUGAAUGCAGAUCACAAUCAGUUACAAAAAGGAGAUGAUCAAUAUCGAGGAACUGGUGGAAGCAGUAGCGGAAGUCCGCCAGCAAGUCUCUUAGUUGUGCCACAACCAUUGACAGUUAAACCCUCACAUCCAUCACAUCUAAACCCCCAUCUUGGGGGUCCACAUCCCCCUAGAAAAUAUCAAUGCAAAAUGUGUCCUCAGAUAUUUGGCAGUAAAGCAGAUCUCCAGCUGCACACUCAGAUCCACAUGAGAGAAGCAAAGCCGUAUAAGUGUACGCAGUGUUCAAAAGCAUUCGCCAAUUCGUCCUACCUUUCGCAGCACACGCGCAUUCACUUAGGAAUAAAGCCGUACCGCUGCGAGAUAUGUCAGAGGAAGUUCACCCAGCUAAGUCACCUGCAGCAGCAUAUCCGCACCCACACAGGUGAUAAGCCUUACAAAUGUCGUCACCCAGGCUGCACAAAAGCCUUCAGUCAACUGAGCAACUUGCAGAGUCACUCUCGUUGCCAUCAGACAGACAAACCCUACAAGUGCAAUUCGUGCUACAAGUGUUUCGCAGACGAGCCGAGUCUUUUAGAGCACAUACCAAAGCACAAAGAGUCCAAGCACCUCAAAACCCACAUAUGUCAAUAUUGCGGCAAAAGUUAUACCCAAGAGACUUAUUUAGCCAAGCACAUGCAGAAACAUGCUGAAAGGACAGAUAAAAGACCACCAAUCAUUGGAACCGGUCUAAGGCCGUCCAUUCAUGCAAUGGCUCAUCAUCAAGAGCAUCACUAUUGGCCAAAAGUCAGUCCUGAUUCGGUUAUUGGUGACCUCCAUGACAGGCUGCCACAUCAUCACGCAGCAGCUGCUGCUGAAUAUCAUCAGAAUCAGAACGAUAUGUUACUUCAAUCGCAUGGUGGUCAUCGGGAAUCUAUUGAAAAUGAUUCUAGGCAACAAACGCCCCAACCGCCCGGAAAUCACCAUCCCAAUUCGAGUUCAGCUUUCACACCCAUUUCCUCCAUUUCCAUCAACUCAAUAUCCUCAAUGCAACAUCCACUAAAUCCUCUAAAUCAUCUACACUAUCCUGGUAGUCAUCAUCCGGCAUCGCGGCCUUACCUCUACGAAGCAUUUAAUUCACAAAAAGCAUCUCCAACGUCAUCAACUGGCGUUACACCUGGAACUAAUACCAACCAAAAUGCCACAUCUUUCCCUAAUCAACUGAUUAGUCUUCAUCAAAUUAGGAAUUAUGCUCAUCAACCGAAUUUAGGAAAUUUGGGAAAUCUCGGCAACAUUAGUACUUUGAGUAAUUUGGGCAAUCUUUCAGCAUCCAUGGAAAGUCAUGCUCUCUUAGGAGGGCUCAAAGAUAAACAGUAAAUCUAGGAUUUUUUCUGUUUAAUGUGUGUGGUACAUGUGUGUGAGAAAAUUCAUAACUCGUGAGAAUAUUAACAUAUUGGUGAGAACGAUAAGUUUUUAAAAAACAAAGUAUUAGAUUUUAUUUUAAAAUCUAUCAAAUUAUCAUGUUUAUAAACAGUUUGGAUAAACUCUGAAACAAAUUAUAUUAACAAAUAUAAACAAGUCAUACAGAGUCCACUUUUUAUGACAUAAUUGAGAAAAAAACGAAAAAAAAAAAGGAACAAAUUAAUGAAAGAAUUUUGUUCUCUACGAUCAUUUUGAAAAAAUUUUAUUAAUCGGUAAUUAUACAGAUCAGUAGCAACCCUUCGUAUCUCCAUACUAUCAUUUACUAUUCGUCGCUUCUCUUGUGCCAAUUAAAUAAAGUUUAAUUGAAUCGGUGUGCAAACAAUCAAAGAUUUACAGAACGUUUUGAAUUAUUGUGGUACUAAUAACAGCUUAAACUUGAUGCUUUUCAUGUUCUACAAGAAUAUCUUUUCUAUUAAUUUCAAUUGUUUAUUUUAUUAGCUUUUUUCUCUUAAUAAAAAAAAUGAUCAAAAUAAAAAAAAAAUUAUACAUAUUAUUUAUGUAACAACAAAAUAUACAAAAUAAUUAUUUAU
This is a messenger RNA of Chelonus insularis, 3414 nucleotides long. RefSeq names its product zinc finger protein rotund-like. The record is from RefSeq and is a predicted model, not a curated record. Gene Ontology annotation, molecular function: RNA polymerase II cis-regulatory region sequence-specific DNA binding; DNA-binding transcription factor activity, RNA polymerase II-specific. Gene Ontology annotation, cellular component: PcG protein complex; chromatin; transcription regulator complex. The transcript has 6 exons. Gene Ontology annotation, biological process: regulation of transcription by RNA polymerase II. The coding region runs from base 854 to 2779 and encodes 641 amino acids. Lineage: Eukaryota; Metazoa; Arthropoda; Insecta; Hymenoptera; Braconidae.